AUGCGAACCGAGGCACCAACAAGCUCCUUAACAGUAGAACGAUGGAAACCUCUAAUUCCUGUGAUGAGCAAAUCUAACCCCGAACUGUUUGACCAGCAUAAAGGCAAACGGAAUAUUGCUUCACAGCUUCGUACGGACUACGUAGUUCGUAAUGCUAGGUUUAUGUAUUCGACUUAUAAACGUCAAAUUGUACAUACUUCACGUGGAAAUCUCUCGGAAUAA
Messenger RNA from Opisthorchis viverrini, 222 nucleotides. RefSeq lists its product as hypothetical. The coding region runs from base 1 to 222 and encodes 73 amino acids. The transcript has 2 exons. The record is from RefSeq and is a predicted model, not a curated record. Lineage: Eukaryota; Metazoa; Platyhelminthes; Trematoda; Opisthorchiida; Opisthorchiidae.